Messenger RNA from Coregonus clupeaformis (lake whitefish), 408 nucleotides. RefSeq names its product kalirin-like. The transcript is spliced from 4 exons. The coding region runs from base 43 to 408 and encodes 121 amino acids. The record is from RefSeq and is a predicted model, not a curated record. NCBI's taxonomy places the organism in Eukaryota, Metazoa, Chordata, Actinopteri, Salmoniformes, Salmonidae.
CAGGUCUUACAGCUGCACCUAUACGAACAGGACGCUGCCAAGAUGUCCGAGUGGAUAGCCCACAGUAAGGAUCUGUUCCUGCAGAGUCAGACAGAGGUUGGCCUCAACCACCAGCAUGCCCUGGAACUCCAGACCCAGCACCAGCACUUCACCAUGAACUCUAUGAAUGGGAGUGUGAACGUGGACGGGGUGGUCUCCGUCUCGACGCGGCUGUGUGAGGGGUGUCACUACGGAGCGGAGCGGAUCACGUGUGUCUCGUCACGGCUCCAGGAGGACUGGAAGGGGCUGAUAUCAGUGCUGGAGGAACGCAGCAACACACUGGUCAUGUCCACCGACUUCCACCAGGGAGCGGAACAGUUCCUGGGGCAUGUGGAGCGCUGGUGUGAGGCGUGUGCGACGACUCUUUGA